This is a messenger RNA of Limulus polyphemus (Atlantic horseshoe crab), 474 nucleotides long. Its product is annotated as potassium voltage-gated channel subfamily H member 2-like. Gene Ontology annotation, cellular component: membrane. NCBI's taxonomy places the organism in Eukaryota, Metazoa, Arthropoda, Merostomata, Xiphosura, Limulidae. The transcript has 2 exons. The annotation marks the transcript as partial. The record is from RefSeq and is a predicted model, not a curated record. Gene Ontology annotation, molecular function: inward rectifier potassium channel activity. Gene Ontology annotation, biological process: membrane repolarization during action potential; potassium ion transmembrane transport.
GGUCCAAGAGGUUUACAAGGUGAAACUGGUUUUCCUGGACUUGAUGGAGAAAUGGUUUUAUCAUUAGGAGCGGACGUUCUUCCAGAAUAUAAGCUUCAGAAGCCUCAGGUCCACAAGUGGACCAUCCUCCACUACUCCCCUUUUAAAGCCUUCUGGGAUUGGAUAAUACUUCUUCUGGUCAUCUACACCGCGAUAUUCACUCCGUACGUCGCCGCCUUCUUGUUAAACGAAACCAAAACCAAGCGAAACAAGAAGUACGGCGACGACCCCAUCGUCAUCAUCGACCUUUUAGUUGACGUCAUGUUUAUCAUCGAUAUACUAAUCAACUUCCGGACCACCUACGUUAACACCAAUGAGGAGGUGGUCAGUCUUCCAGGUCGGAUCGCGGCGCAUUACCUUCGAGGCUGGUUCCUCAUUGACGUAGUGGCGGCCAUUCCGUUUGACCUGCUACUCUUCGGCUCCGAGACUGACGAG